AUGUUCUCCCCACUCACCUACCAUCCCUUCAAAUUCUUCUACACCACUUGGUUCCUCAUCACCCUGCCAUUUCGUGUUCUGGCCAUUCUGAUCUACUACCUUCCUUCAAUUACCCGCUCGCCCCGAACGUACUCACAAGCAGUGGCCAUCAGGCUUAGAAAAAUCUGGCUCAAAUACGCCACGGCAGUCGAAUACCGCACACCCCAGUCCCUUCAGCCCGGCAAGGACAGGAGGCACUACGUGCUCAUCCACCCAAUCUCAGUUCCUGUGGCCAGAUAUUUCUAUAUCGGUGUUCUUGGAGCCAAUCCGGCCAUCCGCCCUACACUUCUUGCCGGCUUCUGGUAUCCAUCACCCCCUCAAGGUAUGCUCUUGCCACCGGUAGUGCUCCAUUUUAACGGCGCAUUCGUGCUUGGAGGCGCCCGUCCCGACGAUGUAGGCUGGGGUCCCCUCAUGCUGAACAAGCGUAUGAACUUCCCCGUGCUCGUGCCGGAAUACCGACUCUCCAACUCCCGAGAUAGGACCACGCGCUUCCCUGCUGCCCUCCAAAAUGCCCUCACGGCCUACCUUUACCUUUCACUCUCUCUCCGCGCGCGAUACAAUGAUAUUAUACUGUCCGGCGACUCAGCGGGCGGGAACCUAGUGAUUGCGCUUCUGCGCUAUCUUAUUGACAGGCGGAGGGGUAUCGGGUUGAUUGACCUUCCACGACCUCGUUGCGCACUACUCUGGAGUCCGUGGGUCGAUUUAAGCAUGUCAGGAAGCCAAAUCGAUCGCCAUCGAAAUAAAUUUACCGACUAUAUCUUCGGGGGUUACGCAGACUGGGCUGCGCGGUCCUACAUCCCUGAUGGCUGGGACAGCGAGCAUGAAUACUAUCCUUACAUUAGUCCGCUCGGAAAUGAGUUCUCCACGAGAGUGCCCAUCUUUAUUCAGACCGGCACCGCCGAAAUUUUUCACGAUAGUCAUCUCCAGUUUGCGCAGAAAAUGAGGGAAAAGGACUGUGAGGUUCAUCUCAUGCAGAUCCAUAAUGCCCCACACGAUACCUUUCAUGAGGCUGAGGCUAUGGGGUUUCGGGAAGAACAGAAGCGUGUUAUUGACCGGGUGGUGACGUUGGUCGAAGAUUUCCGUGCGAAUUAUACUCUUAAUUAA
This is a messenger RNA of Aspergillus tanneri, 1143 nucleotides long. RefSeq lists its product as uncharacterized. Gene Ontology annotation, molecular function: hydrolase activity. The transcript has a single exon. The record is from RefSeq and is a predicted model, not a curated record. The coding region runs from base 1 to 1143 and encodes 380 amino acids. Lineage: Eukaryota; Fungi; Ascomycota; Eurotiomycetes; Eurotiales; Aspergillaceae.